AUAUCUCUGAUAUAGGGAAUUUUAUCGAUUUUUCGUUCAAUUACCUGUAUCAAACGCUUUUUUGGCUAAUAGGCGGUCGUUCAGAGAAAAAAUGUUUGAUCCGGGACUUUCAAUAUACGCCACUAUGGUGUUAUCAAACUUAACGAAGGGUAUAAACGAGCAUGUUUAUAAGUGUGGACCUUUGUACAUAACAGUGGAUAGCAAUGAAUUCAUACUCCUGAAUUGGGAUUUCAAGUCUUGCGAUCCGUGGAAGCAUCCAGAUACCAUAAAAUUUUACACGUUGAACAAUAAAAAAGAGAUCGUCGUAGAACGAAUUUCCACACGAGGAAAAACUAGGAGUUACCAUCAAACCCAACAUAAAUUUCCCACGCCUAUGUUGAAUUUUCCAAAUGGUUGGAACAUGAACGAUUCAGCGCAAAGCUACCAAGCUACGAGUUGUCUUCCUUACGUGAUAGAAAGCUCCAAAAAUAAAAGGGUUGUAGAUAGGAGAUGUCUUCGUAUAUAUCCCUCUUGGAUGAAGAACUAUGGUGAAUUGCGGAUAGGAGAAAUGAUGAUUCCAGGAACGCACAACGCUGGGGCCUGGACUGGAGUUCCAACCCUCAUGAUGAACAGAUACGUCCUAAAUCAAGACAGGAACCUUUACGAACAACUUGUUUUCGGACAGAGAUAUUUCGAUAUCAGAGUUGGCAUUACGUCUGAUAGAGAGUACCGGAUAACUCACAACAUAAUACAAACCUCACAUUUAGACGCAGAACUGGAAAACAUAGCUAGAUUCGUUAGAAAAUCACCGUUGGAGAUAAUCAUCUUGGAUAUACACCAAUUCAACAUACCAGCCAAGUUCCAGAAAGAGGAGCAUUUUCAGAUAAUAGACUUGAUAAAACAGAAAUUGGGAAAAUACGUUCUCCCAAAGUCCGCCCUGGAAAACCACCGGUACGGCCCUGAAUUGAAGACGUUGUGGUCUUACAAAAGAUCGGUUAUCGUGGCUUAUCGUGAUCCAGAAUGGGUGGAGAGUAACCCAAUGAAGGUCCUAAUGGCAGAAAUGACACCAAGCUUACCCUACAUCCUCAACAAUCCAAAACAGGGUCUUGGACUCUUGGCAGAUGAGGUCAACAGAAAUCUCACGCUAUGGCUCAGGGAUUAUAAGCUGUGGCCGAUGAUCAAUCUUAUAGCCAGCGAUUUUUUCAUGGGAAAUCGUAUGGGCAAGCAAUUUAGUCUUGUUACGAUGAGUUUCUUCCUCUGGAUAAUUUUGGCGUUUGUGCUGGCUGUCGCUCAGGCCAUUGGAAAUGCUAAAGGCUACAGCUGUGGCCCCUUAUAUAUAACAGUUUCAGCUAAUCCUAAGUCAUAUGUUGUACUUAAUUGGCAGUUUACCUGUGAAAAUCCACCAGAUACUCUUCUACUUCUUCUGACUGACUCCAGAUCAUACGAGCAAAUCCAUGACUCGGUAGAUGUAAGGAAGAAGCGACAAGGUACUUACAAAACAAAAUACGUUUUUCCCGAUGUGCCAGAUUUUCCUGGCAACUGGAACGACCUAGAUAAUGGUCCAGAGCUGGACGCACAUUGUCUACCUCUGGUGGUUGAAAGUUUGAGAGAAGGAAGCUUGGUGGACAGAAAAUGUUUGGAAAUUCAACCCACAUGGAUGUCGAGAUAUGGCAAACUUCGACUGGGGUCCAUGAUGAUUCCUGGUACCCACAACUCAGGAAGUUGGAGAGGGCAACCGUUCCUGAUAAAGAACUACAUCCUUUGCCAGGAUAGAAACUGGUGGCAACAGCUCGUCUUCGGCAUCAGAUACUUCGACGUCAGAGUUGGAAUCUUCGACAACAACGACGUCUACCUGACGCACAGCGUCGCCAGAUGUACGCCCUUCGAGGACGAACUGGAUCACGUGGCUAAUUUCCUGAGGAAAUCCCCUAAGGAGAUCGUAAUCUUGGAUUUUCAUUCGUUCGAUAGCCCCCUGAAUUUCACCCUGGAAAACCACAAGCUCGUGCUGAACGUGGUGAAGAGGAAACUGGGGAGGUUCAUCUAUCCCAGGCACGAACUAUACUACGACGAAGGGCCAACCCUGGACGAAGUUUGGAACAGUGGUGGGAGAGUUAUUAUUAGCUAUAACAAUAGGGGAAUCGUCAAUGACAACCAGUGGCUAUGGUACGAGGUGAGCAGAGAUUGGCCAAAUGUCAUAACAACUGAUAAACUCCAAAAAUACACCCACGAAAAAACCAGCAGAAAGCAAUAUGGCAACCCUAUGAGCGUCCUUAUGGCUGAACUAACGCCCACAAAGACUUACGUGCUCUUCCAUCCAACAGGAAGCCUUAGGAAAUUGGCAGAUGACGUGAAUUCGAUGUUGGGUUUUUGGCUAAGGCAUCAGAACAGAUCGGACAACAUCAAUAUAGUCGCCACUGAUUUCUUUUUGGGUAACGACAUGGUGAAUCUUGCUGUGGAGACUAACGACAGAAAGCUGUUCAGGUUAUCCUGAAGAAAAUUGGUACAGGUUGAAGAAAAACAAAAAUAUUUUAUAUUAAGUGUAACUUAUAUGAAGAAAUAAAACAAACUGUUGAAUA
This is a messenger RNA of Coccinella septempunctata (seven-spotted ladybird), 2555 nucleotides long. RefSeq lists its product as uncharacterized. Gene Ontology annotation, molecular function: phosphoric diester hydrolase activity. The transcript has 12 exons. The record is from RefSeq and is a predicted model, not a curated record. Gene Ontology annotation, biological process: lipid metabolic process. Bases 92 to 2470 code for a protein of 792 amino acids. NCBI's taxonomy places the organism in Eukaryota, Metazoa, Arthropoda, Insecta, Coleoptera, Coccinellidae.